Molecule: messenger RNA, 1119 nt
Organism: Fonsecaea pedrosoi CBS 271.37
Lineage: Eukaryota; Fungi; Ascomycota; Eurotiomycetes; Chaetothyriales; Herpotrichiellaceae
Exons: 3
Coding region: 1-1119 (372 amino acids)
Cellular component (GO): cytoplasm
Molecular function (GO): glutathione transferase activity
Source: RefSeq, a predicted model, not a curated record
AUGUCAUCGGUACGGAGCAGCUCUCUCUUUGCAACCUCUAUCCUCGUUCUUCUGAUCUCUAUCGUCGCGUUGUACUACCUGGAGUUGGGGCUGAACAUAGAUUUCCUGUUACAGAACAAAGGAGGCAUCACAGACUGGGUCAAGCCAGGCGACACGUCGGGCGAGUUCAAGAGACAGGUUUCAUCGUUUCGCAACUGGAUCUCGAGCGACCCAAAUGCAGAGUUUCCUGCGGAGAAAGGGAGAUACCAUCUAUAUGUCAGCUAUGCAUGUCCUUGGGCACACCGGACACUCAUCGUGAGGAAAUUGAAGGGAUUGGAAGAGAUCAUUCCCUUUACCAGCGUUCAUUGGCAUAUGGCCGAGAAAGGCUGGCGCUUCGCAACACCCGACGAACAACUCCCGGGAGAAAAUACUACACCAGACCCUCUACACCCUAACAACACUCACCUUCGUGACCUGUACUUUGCGGCGAAUCCCAACUACGAAGGUCGCUUCACGGUUCCCACACUCUGGGACAAAAAGAAACAGACCAUCGUGAACAACGAAUCCUCAGAGAUCAUUCGCAUGUUCUAUACCGCAUUCGACGACAUCCUCCCUGACGAGUACAAGAAUGUGGUGCUUUACCCGGACAAUCUCAAGGACAAGAUCGAGGAGGUUAACAAGUGGACGUACGACGACAUCAACAACGGCGUCUACAAGUCCGGGUUCGCAACCACCCAAGAAGCCUACGAACGCAACGUCCUCCAGCUCUUCAAAUCGCUCGACCGCACCGAGGCCAUCCUGGCCGAAUCCUCGUCCCAAGGACCGUUCUAUUUCGGCGCUCAACUCACCGAGGCCGAUGUCCGGCUGUAUACCACGAUCGCCCGCUUCGACCCGGUCUACGUGCAGCAUUUCAAAUGCAACAUCAAGGAUAUCCGAAGCGGUUACCCACACAUCCACCGGUGGCUGAGGCAUUUGUACUGGACCAUCCCGGCUUUUGGGGAGACGACGCAAUUCGAACACAUCAAGAAGCACUACACCAAGAGCCACAAGCAGAUCAAUCCGUUUGGCAUCACGCCCGUGGGGCCCGUGCCUGAUAUUUUGAAGGAAGAUGAAGAGGUUAGUGCGGUGGUGAAGAAGUAG